AUGCGGCGAGACAGCUUUGAGAUCGACACUUCGCGGCUGCGUGAGCCGCAGAGAGCUUCGACUGAAAGAACUUCGUUUGUCCUCAAUGCGCACGACGCAGCUGGCAAAGGUUCAUCCUUUGUUUACAUUUCAAGUGGCAAGGGUUUAAGCAUUUGUGAAGCUACUACUGUCAUCUUCAAUUCCGGCCUGGGUGCGACCAUUGCAGCUGUGCCUUACUUUGCGAAUUUGUCCGGAUACCUCGGCUUCGUCUUCGUGACAGUGGCUAUGGCCGUGACAGGAGUUCUAGAGCAGCAAACCUUGUUGAGAGCAAGUGCAGAUCGGAAUGCUAAGACCUUUGACGAGCUUUGCCAGCCCAUACCAGCCUGGGCGCGGCAGAUGACUGUUUGGUGUGGCUUGGUCUACCUUUGGGCCUGUGCGGGAUGGUAUUUCCACUUUGUACUAUCGUUUGUUGAAGCGCAGCUGUGCCCAGUGCUUUGCAGAUCAAGCGGUGACAAUUUCCUGUGUCAAAGUCGCUGGCAUUUUGGUUUUCCUAUUGGCAUCAUGCUGUUUGCAGUGUCCUUUCCCGCUGAGCUUUCUGGAAGCAUGUCUCGGGCAAUCAACUGCACCAGCAUGAUUGCCAAGACAACGGCAAUUCUCAUAGCUUUGGUAAAAGGUGCCCUUGUUUGGCAUCAAAAGACCGAAGCUUCUGAACUCAUCGCAUGGAAGCCCACAGCAUUUGCCGCUGUUGCAAGCAAUAUGAUCGGAACAUUUGCAAACACUGGCAUCAUGCCUCAGGUGGCUGCCGAUCUCAAGCCAAGUCUUUUGCACAGAGCAGUGCGAAUAUGCCCGUGUUCAGCGGUCUCAUUACAAACCUGCGUGUGCUUGGCGGUUGGGUUGGUUGGCUAUGCAUCUCUGGGUAACUUGGUUGAGCUGGAUGCUUUCAAGGUCUACCAGGAGCACUAUCCAGACAUGAUGUCCCGGACGAUACAAUUUGCUGGCGCAUUGAUGAUGUAUCUUUGUUAUCCUUUCUUGGUUCUUCCUUGCAAGUCUCAGAUUUGGAGCUUCAUGACCUCCAACCCAGAGAUUCGCUUGUCGGAGGCACCUUUCGCAAUACAAGUUUUGAUGACCUCCUUCUUUGCCGUGACAAAUGUUGUAACUCCGAUAUUGGUUGGACCCAAAGCUUUCGCCAAUUUUCUGAUAAUUUUGGGCUGUACAGUGGGUGUUUGGAUGAAUCUGUUCCUUCCAGCACUCAUCAUAGUGCAUGCCCAAAUUCUGCCAAGCCGCUCGAGCGGUGUUUCAAGCAGAGCUUCGGUUACGCUUGUUUUGUGGCUUUGCUUCGUUGGUGUUCUUUGCUUGAUUGAAGGUAUGGUCUCAAUGACAAAGCUUGUGCGGCUUAGUUCUGGCAGCCGCCCUCACUCCGUGGACUGGCAGCUGAACCUCCGUGGUGGUGUGGGGCGAAAGCCCGACGAUGGGUGGAGAAGGUACUUCACACGGAAGCAGGCCAGCUUCGAUGCGAUUGCCCGGAAUUGCACCCCGGAGAAUGAGGCCUAUCGCACCCGCUUGGGAACUCCAUUUGACCCCAGCUUCGAUCGGCACCAGGGUGCUGUAAAAUGUGCUACCAUUCGCGACAUGCCGUUGAGUUUUGAAAGGGCCAAAGGUUGCGAAGGAGCACAGGCUGGUCAGUGGCAGCACAUCUUCCAAGCACGACCUGCUGCUACACGACCACAGCUGAAGCAUCUCACCAGCCUGCGAGAGAUGCCAGGCCAACAUCCUGGAAUGACGAUCUCUGACAACCGAAGCGACACAUGUUGGGUCGAGAUGAUGGGAAAGAAGAGAUGGGAGCAGUUUAGGCCGGAGAAUCCGUUGGAGAGGCACCCACGUGAGGGUGGUGACGUGAAGCUGCACCACCUCUACUACUUGAAGGUGCGCCCAGAGCCAGAUGAUGAGGCCCGGGUCUUGCGCACCACCAAGACGCCAAGACUUGUCCCAAAGGCCAAGUCCAAGACCAAGGCAAAUCAGUGA
This is a messenger RNA of Durusdinium trenchii, 2001 nucleotides long. The record is from the annotation of a GenBank genome assembly. Lineage: Eukaryota; Dinophyceae; Suessiales; Symbiodiniaceae.